AUGGCCGCAUCUUCUUUUCCUCUUCUCAAUCUCCCCAAGAAAAACCUGAAAAAGGUUUUUUGCAAUAUGAGUGAAAACGAACAAGUGCGUAUCUCAAUGGUGUCUAAGAAAACCAAGGAACUAGUCAGAGAAUUUCAUAUCCUCAAAAACAUUCGACCACGUCUGGCAUUUUAUGAUUCGAUAGGCUAUAUAGUGGCUCUGAGUAGUGUAGGAAGUUUUUACCUAUUUAAAAAUGAGAACAUUGCGGAAUACGCAGAACUGGACAUUAAAUUUUCUGCACCACACUUUGAUGCAAAAAGCUGGUUGAAACAUUUUCUGUAUAUCUUCCACGUGUCAGAAAUCAAUACUAUAGCUUUCAAUCUCUCAGAUGGUAGAUUCGAUUAUUUGCGAUUACCUAUGGUUCAGGAAUGUUUAAAUAAUCUCAAUAUUUCCAACCUCUCCAUCGACUUCACUACCCAAAUUCCGCUGAUGAUGAAGCUUAUCUCCGUAUUCCCACCAAACAUUAAGCUACGUUUACGUCAAACCUUUCCCGAACCAUUAGAGCCUUCGCGAUUGUUUGAACUACGCGAUUGUUUGAACUAGUAUUGCCAAAUAAGCUUCAGAGUCUAGACUCAUCAAUCUACCUACCGUUAAAUGAGCUACUUUUCGUUACCUGCUC
Caenorhabditis elegans is the source of this 658-nucleotide messenger RNA. RefSeq names its product F-box domain-containing protein (gene K05F6.14). The transcript is spliced from 2 exons. NCBI's taxonomy places the organism in Eukaryota, Metazoa, Nematoda, Chromadorea, Rhabditida, Rhabditidae. The coding region runs from base 1 to 582 and encodes 193 amino acids. The record is from RefSeq and is marked reviewed.